Argentina anserina (silverweed cinquefoil) is the source of this 1434-nucleotide messenger RNA. RefSeq names its product protein EI24 homolog. Gene Ontology annotation, cellular component: endoplasmic reticulum. NCBI's taxonomy places the organism in Eukaryota, Viridiplantae, Streptophyta, Magnoliopsida, Rosales, Rosaceae. The coding region runs from base 50 to 1057 and encodes 335 amino acids. The transcript has 12 exons. Gene Ontology annotation, biological process: macroautophagy. The record is from RefSeq and is a predicted model, not a curated record.
AAUAAUAGGAGAAAAUAGAUAGAAUAGAAAUUAGAUUCGUCGACGGAGAAUGGAAGGUGGUGGUGGUGGCGGCGGCGGUGGUCUGAGUGCAAAUUUGAAGGCAGCAGCGGUGCUUUGGGUGGAGGGAUUCAGACAAGCCUGUUGCCUUCACCGUGUGCUCAUUCUCUGCCGCAGGUCCAGAAAGCUUCUGAUACGCACAGGACAGUGUUUUCUAUUGAACGGUUUCAUAUUCUUAGGAAGUAUCAUUGUCCUUUACUCGUUCCUCAUCCCAGCUCUAUACUGGAUAUUGCCCGACAUAUGUCCGCAAUUUACACCUCGAGGCGUCUGCUCAUUUACUGGCAUUUUGAAAUUUUAUUCCUACUUACGUCAUGGACUCAUACACCUCUUUUAUGUAACUUGGUUAUAUCCAUUAUAUGUAUUCAGCAUUAUCCUGAGCAACAUCUGGUACAAUGAUAUUGCCAAGUAUGGGUUUUCUGCAAUGGGGAAUCCUGUGAUUAACGAAUUGGAUCCCGUACGACAGAGUGAUGCAUCAACCAUAAAAAAUUACCCUGGCCUUGCACAACCAACUGACCUAGGAUGGGUCUUGAUUGGAAUAGGAGAGCAGGUUUAUUCAGUGCUUCUUUUGAGCUGUUUCUUCUUGGAGGUAUAUGUGACAGGAUUUAUACCAUAUGUGGGCAAGGCAUUAAAUUUUCUGCUUUUUUCUUGGAUGUAUGCCUACUACUGUUUUGAGUACAAAUGGAAUUUCUCUGGAAUCAGCCUGGACAAAAGGCUAAACCUCUUUGAAUCUAACUGGGCAUUUUUUGCUGGUUUUGGAAGCCCAUGUGUUCUACCGCUUUUCUUUUUCUCACCUCUUGUGAGCUACGGGUGUAUGGCUAUACUCUUUCCGUUGUUCGUUUUGGCAGCUACAGGUUCAGAAGCUGAACAACUUAUUUCAUCUCAAAGAACAAGAUGGGGAGAUGCAUGUUUCGAACGGCUUCAAAUAUUCAAGUUCGCAGAUACUUUGUCGAUGAGCUUGUUGUCGCUAAUUCCGUUACAAUCAAAGAGACAUCGGCAAUAACAGAAGUAUAUGGGAGAAGGUACUUCAUUGCAUGAACAAUCCUAAAUGACAAAUUCCGCCAAUCUGUUCAUUAAGCAAGUAAAGCAUGGUCUGAAGUUAACGUAUGGGUACAUGCAAAGUAGGUAUGACCAAAGCUACAUACAUCAACAAUAUUCCUAGACAACAAUUUGAGUGGUUAUGUGAAAUUUAAAACUAACAGAAAUGUACGGAUAUUACAUUGUAUCAGGCUUGUAUUGACAUAAGCUAACAGAGUUGUCCGACUGUUUCCUUUUAGUAUUUGGUUGUUCCAUUUAGUUAUCAUAAGUUAAGGGGAAAUUUCAAGGGGAAAUGACAAUUUGAACAAAAACACCCUAAACUUGCCUUUUCCAAAUUUUUGU